CUUCUUCCUCACUUUGAAGGGAGGGAAAAGGGGGGGAAAGGAUGGCGCUCUUGGGGGACGACGGUCGCGGCUACGAGCUCGCGAGGAGGCUGGAGAGCUUGGGCGUGUGGCGGACAUGGCUUGGCGACUCCGGCUACUUGAGCUUUGCCCCCUUCCUUUCCUCCCCUUCCUCCUGGGAGUCCUUCAUGCGAGCCGACGACUCCAAGCCUAGGGCUCAGCUCCACCUCCAGCUCAGGGCUCGCGCCCUCCUGUUCGACAAGGCCAGCGUCUCCCUCUUCCUCCGUUCCCCUUCCCCCGUAGCCGCCGCGAAAGCCUCUUCUUCUUCCUCCGUCGCCGUCUCGAAGCUCAAUCCCACUUAUGUCGUAGAUUUGCAGUUGCACGGCGAUGAUUUGUACUUCCCGCUCGACAGUGCUUCGCAGGAUGGCGCUCCUCAACGAGAAGGUCUUAAUGCGCCCAGUUCGACGUCAUCGAAGAGUAUGCAGUCUCAAUCUAAAGCAACUUUUGGUGCUGGCCCAAGAUACAGUGAUCCAGAAGUAGAUGCUCCAUCCCAGAGAUCGAGGAAGGAAGACUUGCCAGAGACAUGGUAUGAUCAGUUUAUUGAGAAGCACAGAGCCAGUAAACCAUAUAGAUUAUCCAGUGGGGGUCUAGGAUUAAACAAGCGCACACCUGAAGAUAUGUUUAGUUAUCUCAAACUUUUGGAGAAAUAUAAGAGAAAGCGUGUUGUCUACAAGGAUGAUCAAGCUGGAUUUUUAAAUCCCACUCAUCCUGUCAGCAUAAAUGCGGGUCCUGUUCAAGAUGUUGGAAUUGAUGAUGACACGUCUUUUCUACCAGAGGUGAUGUUCGUGUGUAAUUGUGUACCUGAUAGUGCAUUGCCAGUAUCAUAUAGGUUAGAAGACAAGAGUAAAGUGGAGUUUCGCGGCGUUCUUGAUUCAUUGCCUCAAGUUGUAACCAGGAGCCCAGUUAUGAUCGAGAGACUUGGCAUAAGGCCUGAGUACCUAAGCUCUGAGCAGGGAGGAAGUUUGUAUCGAGGGAAAAAUGGUUUUGAAGGCAGUGGGAAACAUCUCGGUCAAGAACAAGCAUUACUUGUUUCUCAGAAAGUCGUCGCACGCAUGUUGACUAGUUUGGGUUUUGAAGGUGCCACAGAACUUCCAAUGGAAGUGUUAGCUCAGUUACUGGGUUCUCAUAUCUGUAAGCUUGGCCAAAACUUGAAAGUCCUUGCAGAUAGUUACAGGAAGCAAUAUUCGGCCAUUGAACUGCUUAAAAUGUUUCUUCAAGUAUCUGGUUUCAGUAAUUUGGGGACCUUAGCUGAGCUUGUCAAGGAUGGUCCUAAGAACUUUUCUCAGCAAAGUCAGCAACAAGUACCAGAAAUGCAGCCCUUUUUGCAUUCACAGCAGCAGACCCCCCUUAGACUUCCACAGCAAAUGCCAAGACAGAUGAAUCCACAGAUGCAACAGAUGAUGAAUUCCCACAAUCUCUCAUUUCAGCAAUUGGAGUUUUUACGAAGACGGCAGGCUUCUAAUGCUCGUCCCAUGAUGGACUUUGACAAGAGCAGGCCCAUGGUCCAAGUGAAAAUCGAAAACCCAUCAGAUCUACCAAUUGAUGGUAAUGCAUUCAGUGCUGUCAAUAUGAGACACCCACAGAUGCAGCAGUUCCGACAGCAGCAUAUUGCGGCAAUGUCCAAUCUCCAUCCUCAAAACAAUAAUCAGUUCAGACCAAUGUCUACUCUUCAAAUGCCCCAAAUGCAGACUCAGAAUGUAGGUAUGGUUAGAGCUCAACCUCUGAAGGUUGAAGGUUUCCAGGAGUUGAUGGGUGGUGAUUCUACUAUGAAGCAUGAUUCAGAUGAAAAUAAGCUUACCUCUCCAUCCAGUAAAUAGAUUUGCACAUCAAGUUGCUUUCAUACUGUUCUGUGCAAUCGUUUGAGCCAUUUGUUUAGGUAAUAAAUGAAUCUUUUUUUUUUCUUUCACUAGAUAUGAUGUAUGUGCUUAAAUAUAGGUGUAGUAGAUGUCCAUGUGGUUGAUGUUGGUAGUCAUUCAAUUGUUAUCUGGUAGUCUCCUGGGUACAGAAGAUAUUGUUUAUAGUAUGCUGUUGGUUGUUAGUAACUUAGACAAA
Molecule: messenger RNA, 2109 nt
Organism: Rhodamnia argentea
Lineage: Eukaryota; Viridiplantae; Streptophyta; Magnoliopsida; Myrtales; Myrtaceae
Exons: 6
Coding region: 42-1874 (610 amino acids)
Molecular function (GO): protein heterodimerization activity
Source: RefSeq, a predicted model, not a curated record